Molecule: messenger RNA, 3072 nt
Organism: Choloepus didactylus (southern two-toed sloth)
Lineage: Eukaryota; Metazoa; Chordata; Mammalia; Pilosa; Megalonychidae
Gene: ELK1
Product: ETS transcription factor ELK1
Exons: 6
Coding region: 198-1511 (437 amino acids)
Biological process (GO): cell differentiation; regulation of transcription by RNA polymerase II
Cellular component (GO): nucleus
Molecular function (GO): DNA-binding transcription factor activity, RNA polymerase II-specific; sequence-specific DNA binding
Source: RefSeq, a predicted model, not a curated record
CCGCCGCCGCCGCCGCCGCCGCCGCCGCCGCCGCCGCCUCCGAGCCGGGCCUGGGGGGCGGUGGGGCUGCGCAUGGAGCCCCCGCCCCCCGGAGCUGCUAAAACUGCCGACGCCGCUGCAACGCUGUGCACAGCCUCUCAGCUCUAAGCUAUCUGCCCUCCAGGUACCCCUGGAAUGGCGUGAGCGCUCCCCCAGCAAUGGACCCCUCUGUGACACUGUGGCAGUUUCUGCUGCAGCUGCUAAGAGAGCAAGGCAAUGGCCAUAUCAUCUCCUGGACCUCACGGGAUGGUGGUGAGUUCAAGCUGGUGGAUGCAGAGGAGGUGGCCCGGCUGUGGGGGCUGCGCAAGAACAAGACCAACAUGAAUUACGACAAGCUCAGCCGGGCUUUGCGGUACUACUACCACAAGAACAUCAUCCGCAAGGUGAGCGGCCAGAAGUUCGUCUACAAGUUUGUGUCCUACCCCGAAGUCCCAGGGUGCUCCACUGAGGACUGCCCACCACUGCCCGAGGUGUCUGUCGCCUCCGCUGUGGCAAAUGUGGCCCCUGCUGCUAUACACGCCACCCCUGGGGACACCACCUCAGGGAAGCCAGGCACACCCAAGGGCGCAGGAAUGGCAGGCCCGGGCGGCUUGGCGCGCAGCAGCCGGAAUGAGUACAUGCGCUCAGGCCUCUAUUCCACCUUCACCAUCCAGUCCCUGCAGCCACAGCCCCCACCUCAGCCACCCCCUCAUCCUCGGCCUGCCUCAGUGCUUCCCAACACCGCCCCUGCAGGAGCCGCAGCACCCCCUUCAGGGAGCAGGACCACCAGUCCAAGCCCCUUGGAGGCCUGCCUGGAAGCAGAGGAGGCCGGCUUGCCUCUGCAGGUCAUCUUGACCCCGCCCGAGGCCCCGAACCCGAAAUCGGAAGAGCUGAAUAUGGAGCCCGGCCUGAACCGCCCACUGCCCCCAGAAGUGAAAGUGGAUGGGCCCAAGGAAGAAUUAGAAGCUGCAGCUGGUAGGGAGGCGGGGUUUGUGCCGGAAGCCGCUAAGGCGGGGCCAGAAAUCCCUCCCACGGAGGGUGCCCCGGCCCGGCUGGCCGCGGUCGUUAUGGAGACGACAGCGCAGGCGGCGGGCCUAGCAGCUUCCACGGCUUCCGGCACAGAAAUCGCCCAGCCACAGAAGGGCCGGAAGCCCCGAGACUUGGAGCUUCCCCUCAGCCCAAGCCUGCUGGUUGGGCCAGGACCCGAACGGACGCCGGGAUCAGGAACUGGCUCUGGCUUGCAGGCGCCGGGGCCGGCGUUGACGCCGUCCCUGCUGCCGACGCAUACAUUGACCCCGGUGCUGCUGACGCCCAGUGCACUGCCCCCCAGCAUUCACUUCUGGAGCACCCUGAGUCCCAUCGCGCCCCGUAGCCCGGCCAAGCUCUCCUUCCAGUUUCCAUCCAGUGGCAACACCCAGGUGCACAUCCCUUCUAUCAGCGUGGACGGACUGUCGACCCCCGUGGUGCUCUCCCCAGGGCCCCAGAAGCCAUGACUUCCACCACCACCACCGCCCCCUGCUGGAGUAACUCCAUCCAUGCCCCCAAACUUCUCUGGACAGCUGUCUCAAGAAGAAACACAGUUCAACUGACAGACUCAUGCUUUGGUUGUGAUGGGGUGGGGAUUCUUGGGAAGAAGGAUCUCUCAGUGUCCCCCCCAUACACGCAACUUUGUUCUUCCUUGUCAAUUCCCCAGUGGCCGCCCUUAUACAUCCCCUACUUUAGCAGUGGGGGCGGUUUAUUUAUUUAUUUUUUGAAGGCCACUGGGAAGAGCCUGUCCCAUCCCUUUGGGGGGGGGGGGUUGGUGAGGACAUUUCCCCCAUUUCCACAUUUUUCCCCCAAGACAAGACACUCGGGGACUGGCAUGAGAAGGACUUUUCUUUAUUUAUUUUUCAGCCAGCCCUUGGGGAGGUGAGGGGGGCCUUUCUCCAUUUAGCAGUGUGGGUAGAAAGCAAGCUUGUUUUAUUUUAUUAUUCCUGGAUAUACCCACGGGUCCAGGAAGAAUUUGCACCAUUUUACGGUUUGGGAGUCCUGGCCAAGGAAAAAUCACACCCUUGGAAUAGGAAUUUCCAUCUCCCCAACCUUUCUUUCAGACAGUUUGUCCUUUUCUCAAUCAACUUUCUGUCCAGGGAGGGAUGCCCCUUUACCUCUUCUCCCCCUUGAGAAGCCAUUCCUUUGUCUGCCAAACUCCCUGGAGUCCUGCCUGUUACCUCCCAAUGGAGGGUUUUUUGGGGGUGUGGUUCCCGUCUGGGGGACCCCCUCCAACCAGUACUCCAGAUCUCCCUGUCCCCCCUCACACACAAACUCCCUGCCAUUUUGAUAGUAUAAUCUAUUUUUAAACAGGGCUUUUCAAUAGGGGAGAGGGAGAUCAUCUCUUCCUGUAUCUGAGAUGGGGGUGGGUGAGAAGGAAGGGAUUUAGGGGGGUUCUUCCUGCCACCCCCAAGUGUUUAUUUUUGAUACCAAACAUGUAUUUUCAACUCCCUCCCAGCCCCCCAAUUUCCUGCGGGCGGGUAUGAAGGACGCUUUAAGUGUCCCUGGAGUUGGGAGGGAGGAAUGGGGGACUUAAAGCCUGCCCUAUCAAUUCCAGGCUAGAGAGGGUGGGUUCAAAAGACUCCUGGGCUCACCUCCUAUCAGCAAUGGCCUAGCCCAAGCCUGGGGACCUGGGGGUUGGUGAUUUGGGGGACGGUGCUACACCUGUCUCCACUGUUUGUUUUACUUCCCCAACAUGGAUCUUUUUUUCUAAGAGUCCCAGAGAAUGGGGAAUUGUUCCUGUAAAUAUAUAUUUUUAAAGGUGAUGCUGGAGGCUGCUGGCAUUUUUUUCCCUGAUGUCGUCAGAAGUAAUUGAUGACAGGCAUGGCUUUGGGUGAAAGGCAGUAAGGAUGUGAGGCAGAGAUUAAUUGUAAGAGAAACAGCUUUAUGGUGUCUGUGUCACAAAUUGACAACUGUGUAUGUGUAUGAGAGAGAGAGAAACUGCAAAAGGCUGUGAUUGUGUAUAUAGAUAUGUGAAACCAUGUGCAAGAGUAUAGAAGCUGUGACCACAAACUUUUGACUUUGUGU